Messenger RNA from Racocetra persica, 145 nucleotides. The record is from the annotation of a GenBank genome assembly. NCBI's taxonomy places the organism in Eukaryota, Fungi, Glomeromycota, Glomeromycetes, Diversisporales, Gigasporaceae.
AGAAAUCAAUUUAUACGAUCCAUUACCUCCACCUGAUGGUGUUAGUCCUUAUGGGUCGCAAGUUUUAUCUUCGACUUUUACACGUAUUUCAGAUUUUGAAAAUGUUAUUGUGGAUGAUUUACGCACGUUUUUGGAUAGAGUUCCC